UUGGAAGCUUGUCGCAGAAUCGGUGUAGAUGAGGAGUUGAUUUGCUCCUGUGCAGACAUUGUGCCCCCCUCCGACGACGCUUCCAACAGCAGCAGCAACUGCAACAGCAAUAACAACAAAAAUUCCAUAAACAAUAACGAUCCCCAAAAACAACAACAAAUCCAAAAUAGUAUGCAAAUAAAAGAAACAAAUGAAAAUUCACAAAAGUUGCCUAAUCCCUCAGCUGUUUUGAAAACUGUCUCAGCGUUGAUUGCCUUGGAUCAUAAUCCACAUCAUCAAAAUAUACGAAAUUUGCAACAACAAUAUGAGUUAAAGUUGAAAUUGCAAAGGCAGCAGGACAAACUGAAACAACAACAACAAAAAGAAGUAGAGACUGAACAGCCACAAAAGCAGCAGGCAAAACCACAACAACAAACACACUUCGAUUAUCAACGUCGUUGCGUUUUAACACAGAAUGAUAAUGGGCGUGGCGACGGCGCCUUUGAGCACGAGUAUGAGCACCAACUCACUGCAACCUGCACCAAAGAACAGAUGCUGCAGCCAACGUUGCAUACGCUUGGCCUAGACAAUUCCACAUUUAAUUUGAGUGCAAAGUGUCAUUUCGACGUAACCGUGCUGACGAAUGGACACGGUGGUAGUGGUGGUAAUGGUGUUAGAGGUGAUAAUGGUGAAUGUGGUGUUGGCAUUGAGACGCUGAAUGCAAACGACGAUUUCGAUAAUGAUGACGUCGAUGAAGGCGUUGGAGGCGAUGAGGAGGAGGAUGAGCGAGAUGAGUUGGACGCUGACAUGAAUGAUGCUGAGGGGGCGCAGAGCCACAGUAAAGCAAAACAGCAGCAGCAGCAGCAGCGCCAUCAUGUUGCAGAUUUUUUUCGUCAUGCCAAGUUGAAAACAUUUCAAAAGAUUAAAUUCAAUUUACUCUCCUCCUCCUCCUCCACCUCCUCCGGUGGCAGCACGUGCAUCAACUACGGGCAUGUGAACAACAAUCAAUGCAUGCUGCAAACAAUUGUGGAAACCGAAAGCGAAGUAAUCGGUGGAGUUAGUGGCGGUGGUGGCAGCGGCAACAUCGGUGUCGGUGGCGGCGGAGGGGGUGGCGCAGGGGAUGGCGCAUACCAGCUGAUCAACGAGAAGCCAACAUUCAACGAGGAACUAAAACUAAAAGUGGAAAGUCGUUCAGUUGACGGUGGCAACAAGUACAAGUUGAUUGAUUACAGCGCGCUGCAUAAGAAGGAACCAAGCACUGCGGUUGAUGAAUCCUUGCCGAUUGUUUCGAAGCGUAUUGAGUUUUUCGAACAUUCUUCUGCAGCCAAGGUAACGCCAUCACCGAAUAACAGCCUAAAUGGAAGCCUUAAUAGCAGCACUGGCGGGAACACUAAGGUGAAAUGCACUGCAACAACAACAACAACAACAACGGCAACUAAAUCGAUGCAAUAAUAGCAUAUUAGCAUUUAUCGCGUUGUCGAGUUGAAUGAUGACAAGCUGGCUACCGACGAAGGCAGCGUCGGCAAGUUGGUGGACGUUGGUGGUGUGAACGGUGGUGAUGCAGCAGCAGCAGCGCAGGAAGCCGGCACUUCUUUAUUGCUGAAGCACGACUCCCAUGUGCUUACAAUCAUACUAUCGUGUGUCUUCAUAGUCACAUUCUUGUUGCUGGUCUUCUUCCCUUUGCCCGGAUAGGAGGCGCGACAAAGGGGUUUAGUUUAUGCAGCACUGCUGUAUAGAGCUUAAGCAUUGGUUUUAUGACAGCGGAAGAAGAAAUAUGAGUUUUUAACGAUAAAAUAUUUGAUGGAAAACUUUAAUUAGUGAAAGGAUUUAAAUAUUUAACGAAGCGAAAUGAUGAAAAUUGCCACUUAAUGUUUAUAAAAAGCACUGAAAUGUUUUCGCUUUCAGUUUUGACAGCCUCUGCUUGCUCAAGAAAUUUAUUCACGAAAAGCGAUGUUUAAUUUUUUACUAUAUAGUAUAGUAACUCAAGUUUGUUGUACAUAAUUAGUUUUUAUUGAAUACUUUGGACAAUUACUACUACGUUUAUAAGUUGAUUUAAAAUGUACAUUUAAAUGUAUUUACUAAUUUACUACUUUUAUAUAUCUUGAACUCGCUUAGUAUCUUAAGUUAGAUUAUAUCUUAAAUUACUUAAAGUAACUGAAAACUAUUGGGUAUACGUAGUCUUGGGGUACUCUUAACAGCAAAGACUUCUACGUAAUCAGCUUUAGUUGUGAAGGUUUCUAAAUUCCCUCAGAAUCGAAACUAUAAAAAAUUUUUCGUACAAAUUUUGACAAUUCGUAAAAGUUUAAGGCCAAAUCUUCAAUAUUGUGUUUAAGAAAAGAAACUGCAGUUAUGAUAUGAUAGAAGGAUAUAAGAUGUUCUUUGCAAUUGCAAAAUAUUCUGUAAGGAAAUUGCAGUUCCAAGUUUUUUUUUUUUUGUACGAUUAUAUUAUGAAAUGCUUUCUAAUAAUUUUUAA
Molecule: messenger RNA, 2452 nt
Organism: Rhagoletis zephyria (snowberry fruit fly)
Lineage: Eukaryota; Metazoa; Arthropoda; Insecta; Diptera; Tephritidae
Product: probable serine/threonine-protein kinase DDB_G0282963
Source: RefSeq, a predicted model, not a curated record